Molecule: messenger RNA, 2609 nt
Organism: Acanthopagrus latus (yellowfin seabream)
Lineage: Eukaryota; Metazoa; Chordata; Actinopteri; Spariformes; Sparidae
Gene: b3galnt2
Product: beta-1,3-N-acetylgalactosaminyltransferase 2
Exons: 12
Coding region: 193-1698 (501 amino acids)
Cellular component (GO): membrane
Molecular function (GO): hexosyltransferase activity
Source: RefSeq, a predicted model, not a curated record
CCCAUUGGUCCGUCUCUCCGAGCAGCGGAGGCAGACAUGAGGCAGUGGUGAGAGCUCGGCGGAGAGCUGCGGAGCUGAAAUGAAGCGCACACACGGAGCGGCUCACACCACCGUGCAGUUCCGUGCGGCUCAGGAAGAGGCUCCACGCCGCUAAAGCUGAAGGCUGCUCCGGCUGAGUGAAGGGCUCCGUCCAUGCGGAGGCUAGCGCUCAUUCUGCUGCCCUGUGCUGUCGCCGUCCUGGUGCACUUGUGGUUGGCACAUCGACCCUCCUCCACCCCGCCGGACAACAACACACACUCGGUCUCUGUCUCCGCUCCAGAUGAGGCGUUACCAUUCUAUGAAGUUUUGGUGGGAGUGCUGUCAGCGAGACACCAUUAUGAACUGCGACAAGCGAUAAGGGAGACCUGGCUGGGCUACCUCCGAGAUCACCCCCACUUCCAGCACAGAGUGGGGGUGAAGUUUAUUGUGGGCGAGCAUGGCUGUCCCAUUCCAGAGGAGGACAGAGAGGAUCCGUACUCGUGCACCCUCCUGAACUUCACCGAGCCAGUGGCAGGCCAGGAUGCAGAGAUAGAGAUCGUGACGGUGUCUGACCCCUCGGUGAUUGUCCCCGCUGACGUGUCAGCCAUCGCCCUGGAUUUCAAGGUCCUCCACCCGGUGGUGAUCACCAGGCUUGGGGUGUUUCCCAGCGGGAGGCAGCCUGAACUUCAGAGCAAUGUGACGGUGAAGCUUCUCCAGCUGGACCAGGAGGAGGCCGUGGUCACUGCUCGCUUCAGUGCCAUCAGCACAGGGACCUUGGUGAACGGGGUGUGGUACAAACCAGUGGAGCAGUUCAUCUUGCCUAAGGGUUUUGAAGGAACACUUGUUUGGGAGAAUCUGGACUCUGCUGGAUUGAGCACAGUCAACUCAUCAUCUGUGCAGCUCAGUGAUGGAGGAGGCGUCCUUAAGAUCUCCUCUAUUGCAGAGGGCAUAUUGCCUCAUAGAAGUGCACUUGGAUUUCCUGGUUUGGCUGGAGGCUUCACCUUUACUAUCUAUGAUGGAGACGGCCUGUCGGGACUCCUGCAGGGACGCCCAGCCAGGAUGGAGCACCAUGCCUCCAGGCUGAGAGAGGAGGAUGCCGCCUUGCAGCAGGAGAGCCUCCGGCACGGCGACAUGGUGUUUGUAGACGUGGUAGACACCUACAGGAACGUGCCUUCCAAACUGCUUCAGUUCUAUAAAUGGUCUGUUGGAAACGCUGACUUUAAUCUGCUGCUGAAGACUGAUGAUGAUUGUUACAUCGAUGUGGACUCAGUAUUAAUGAAGAUUGACCACAAGGGUCUUAAGCGCAGCAAUUUCUGGUGGGGGAAUUUCAGGCAGAGCUGGGCAGUGGAUCGUAUUGGGAAGUGGCAGGAGCUUGAGUAUGCCAGUCCAGCCUACCCGGCGUUUGCCUGCGGCUCAGGCUAUGUAGUCUCUCGGGACCUGGUCCAGUGGCUCGCCAGCAAUGCAGAUAAACUGAAAGCCUACCAGGGAGAAGAUGUUAGCAUGGGGAUAUGGAUGGCAGCAGUCGGACCACAGAAGUAUCAGGACCCCGGCUGGCUGUGUGAGAAGGAGUGCUACCUGGACAUGCUGUCGUCUCCCCAGCACACAGCCGAGGAGCUGCAUGUCCUCUGGGACAACAAGCGGGCCUGCGGGGACCCCUGCGGCUGUCCCUGGGGCCACUGAACCUGGUUCACACCACGCUCACCAGGUGGCGCUGUGGGUAAAAAUGCACUCAGCACCGGUUGUCAACUUUGUUUCAGCAGUUUCCUUAAAACUGAAUCAUCUCAGACGUUUAGCAGUUAUUAUUCUGAUUAUGAUUAUAUGAUAAAAACAUUUAGAUUUUUGAGAUGUGUUGGAAAAUAAUGUGAAAAAACUUGAGAUUCUAUUGCAGGUUCUUAUUAUAUUAACAAAAUGACUGUGCCAACAUUAUAAACCAUUUGCAGCUUUAGAAUAUGUUAAAAACUCACAUGUAGCUGUAGCAUACUGUCAGUGUUUUUACCAUGAACUCAGUUAUUACAUUUGGGGUUUGGAAAUGUCUUAAGUGGGAAACUGUUUAUAAAAGGUUGUUUUAGUCUUGUGAUAACUGACAGGGUCGGACGAGAACCAUGUGCAAUACCAGCAUGUGACGGUCACCAUGUACAGAAUCAUUGUCGUAAGGCUUGAGUACUUUGUAAUAUUAUAAUUAUUGGUACUCUGAAUACUUGACACACUCAAACCUUUUGGUUUUAAAAAGGGACAUUUGUUGAAAUUUUAAAGACAAAUGCUUUACGUUGAUAUAUUUUGUAAAUUAUUGUCUUUUCAUUCUCUUCACUAUUUGUAGAUUUAUGACGAGCUUUGUCACAAACACACACAGUUUGUACUGUAACUGUCAUUGUGCAAAUAGUGAUGUGGCCUAACUGUAUUUGUUAGGCGUCAUGCUGUUCGUACGUCCACACUUGUGAUAUUUGACACAGAUUUGAAUUGGUGUAUUUGCGACACACGUUUUUUGGAACACCGACCGAGCAGUCAGGGUGUGACUGUGAAAUAGACUCACUAGUUUAACACUGGUUUUAUGAAAACUCUCCUCACAGGAAAUAAAGAACUAUUAAGCGAGA